Labeo rohita (rohu) is the source of this 5522-nucleotide messenger RNA. RefSeq names its product heparan sulfate 6-O-sulfotransferase 1a (gene hs6st1a). Bases 250 to 1494 code for a protein of 414 amino acids. The record is from RefSeq and is a predicted model, not a curated record. Gene Ontology annotation, molecular function: heparan sulfate 6-sulfotransferase activity. Lineage: Eukaryota; Metazoa; Chordata; Actinopteri; Cypriniformes; Cyprinidae. The transcript is spliced from 2 exons. Gene Ontology annotation, cellular component: membrane.
GUGCACGCUGCUGGAGGAGCUUCACAGCGAUGUGUCGAGGACUUUAAACACACUGUGUCAUACAGUGGUGGAAGGAGGGAGAUCGCGCCGUUCUGGAUCGUAUACCGCAAGACUUCUGAUGCAAUGAGUCCGGCCGUUUUCAUUCUGAUCCAAUGUGUAUGACGAUUGACUUUCCGCACGCGAUGCUCUGACUGCCGUGUGUUUAUAUGGAGACACCCUAAAAAACAGUCAACCGGGAAAUGGUAACACAUGAACCUCCUCACUGGAAGGAACAUGGUUGAGAGGAGCAGUAAAUUUCUGUUCAUCGUUGUCGGCUCGGUUCUGUUCAUGCUGAUUUUGUAUCAGUACGUGGCUCCGGGGAUGAUGAACUUCGGCUCUCCGCACGGGUACAUGCUGGAAGACGAUGCGGAUCUCUUCCCGACUCCUGAUCCACAUUACGUGAAGAAAUACUAUUUCCCCAUCAGGGAUCUGGAGCGGACUGUGGAUUUUGAAAUCAAAGGGGAUGAUGUGAUCGUUUUCCUCCACAUCCAGAAGACCGGCGGCACCACGUUUGGGAGGCACCUGGUCCAGAAUGUCAGGCUGGAGGUUCCGUGCGACUGUAGACCGGGACAGAAGAAGUGUACCUGUUACCGACCCAAUAGGAAAGAGACCUGGCUCUUCUCUCGCUUCUCCACCGGUUGGAGUUGUGGCUUACACGCGGACUGGACCGAACUCACCAACUGCGUACCGGGGGUUUUGAACAAAAAGGAGAACAGGAUGAAAAACCAAAGGAAGUUCUACUACAUUACCCUGUUACGGGACCCCGUGUCUCGCUACUUGAGCGAGUGGAGACAUGUCCAGCGCGGUGCCACGUGGAAAACCUCCCUGCACAUGUGCGACGGGCGAACGCCCACGCCGGAGGAGCUGCCGCCCUGCUACGAAGGCACCGACUGGUCGGGCUGCACGUUACAACAGUUCAUGGACUGUCCGUACAACCUGGCGAAUAACCGACAGGUGCGCAUGCUGGCCGACCUCAGCCUGGUGGGCUGCUACAACAUGUCCUUCAUCCCGGAGAAGAAGCGUGCGCAAGUGCUUCUCGAGUCGGCCAAGAAGAACCUACGAGACAUGGCCUUCUUCGGCUUGACCGAGUUCCAGCGCAAAACGCAGUACUUGUUCGAACGGACCUUCCGCCUCAAGUUCAUCCGGCCCUUCAUGCAGUACAACAGCACGCGGGCCGCCGGCGUGGACCUGGAUAACGACACGGUGCAGCGGAUCGAGGAGCUCAACGACCUGGACAUGCAGUUGUACGACUACGCCAGGGAUCUUUUUCAACAGCGCUAUAUGUACAAGCGACAACUGGAGCGAAGAGAGCAGCGCCUAAAGAAUCAGCCCGGCCUCUUCCCCUUUCGUCGGACGCCCGGCUCCGAUAGCGUUUUCAGGGAUGAUGCGCCGGAAUCCGAGGCGUCCCGAUUGCCCACGGAGGACUACAUGAAUCACAUUAUCAACCGCUGGUAGCAGUGCUGGGGGGAGGGGGACGGUAAAAACAGGUUGACGAGGAGGAAACGGCUGCGAUCCCCAGGUCAAAUCAAACGGGAGAGAAACACGGCGGACGAGAAAGAGACAGAACUUUAGCGCCACCAUCAAAUACGGCCCUCCCCCCUUCUGUUGUGCUCCAGGAUGUCCUUCGAUCGCCUCGGACGGGAAGGACGCAAAGACUUUGCGCGUCAAGACUAACUUAAAGCACUGAGCCUGAACUUUGAAACUAAGAGGUGAAGACUUCCACAGGCGCAUUCGCCCACGGGAAGGAGAAAAAAAACAUACGUAAAAAUUAUCGGAAUUAUAUUCACUGCAGAUUUUAAAAGAAUGAACCGAAUGAAAUUGUAUAGAGGUAUUUGCUUAAAUGUCUGCUGCCAUUUCAGCCAUGAAUUUGUGACGAUAACCGUCUGUCUCUUUAUUUUUUAGUUUAUUAUGGUUCUUUUCGUUAUUUUUAAAGGGAUUUUUUUGUCCCUCAAAGAGGUAAAACUCACAGCACUGAGACCAACAGAGCUGCCUAACACUUAUUGGAUGCAAUUUAUUAGCUUUUCAUAAUCAGUGAUGACUUGAAAAGGUCUGUUCUAUUGUCCUUUUUUGUGUAUUUGCACGUCGGUUGCAAAUUUCGACGGACGGACAGGCGACGCGUGGACCAUAGCCAUUAUUUAAGCUUUCAGCAUACUGUACGCGAAAAUCCCGUGAGCUAAGUGUACUAAUAUAACCUUACCGAAUGUGAGAGGUGUUUUGUUUGUCUGAUCUGACAGUGAUGUUAUUGGCCGAGACAAAUUGUCAUCAGCACCCAAUCGAGGCCAUUUCUUGGUAGCCGAAGCGGGAACCCGGUGGAGAUCCAAAGAGGAAACUGUGUCUUAUUUUACACUUAGUAAGGAUGGGCUCUGCGUUUCUAAGCGAAGUCAUUGACUCCGUAAUGACGCCUGUAUGUCAGUCAAUAACAGGAGCGUCGUAGAGUUUGUGUGUAAGCGUGUGUGAAAGAGCGAGCUUGUGAAACGCAAGAGCAGAAUGAAGAAGCAGCGAACGCAGCCUUUAUAAAUGUCACCACCAUUCCCAAUUCCCAGAGACUACUCAUUAUUUAGUAUGCGGGUGGAUGGAGGAUGACUGUGUGUGUUUGAGACUCUAAGCAUUCUAUUGAGGGUGACUGUUUUAAGUAUGCAAGCAUGUUUGGCUGUUACUUUUUUCUGUACGAAUGUGUGCGAGUGUGUUUCAUGACCAGUCUCUUGCCAUGGUCCUCAGGGACUGAAGCUAAUGCCAGUAGGGGGGCAAGAAUGAUGUCACAUGUCUCCCCUUAUGCAAAUCUUUGAGUUGUUUGUUGUUACAGGAAUAGUUUGCACUGAGAAAUGACAGUUCUGUCAUUAUUUACUCACUCCCAAUGCUCAAACAGUGAAGCUGAAUAGGGUCUGGAGCUGUGGAGCACCAAAACUGUAUUUAAAGAGAUAGUACAUCCAAAAAUGAAAAUUCUGUCAUUAAUUACUCACCCUAAAUGCCAUUCCAAACCCGUAAGACCUACAUCUUCGGAACACAAAUGAAGAUAUUUUUGAUGAAAUCAACAGCUUUCUGACCCUGCAUAGACAGCAACUACCAUGUUCAAGGUCCAGAAAGGUGACUUCAGUGGUUAAACCUUAAAUUUAUGAACUACAAGAAUACUUUUUGUGCGCAAAGAAAACAAAAAUAACGACUUUAUUAAAGUUGACCACACAAGGAAUAUUUUCUCAAUGUAUUUUUACUACAUUUUUGGGCCUUGAAUGUGGUAGUUGCGUUGCUGGCAAGGUCAGAAAGCUCUCAGAUUUCAUGAAAAAUAUCUUCAUUUGUGUUCCAAAGAUGAACGAAGGUCUUACAGAUAUGAAAUGACAUUUAGGGUGAGUAAUUAAUGACAGAAUUUUCAUUUUUGGGUGAACUGUCUCUUUAAAUUUGCUAUAUUUAAAGUAUUUAAGUCAUAAGGACUAUCAGUUUUGAGCUUAAAGGAAAAGUUCACUUCCAGAACAAAAAUCUACAGGUAGUUUACUCACCCCCUUGUCAUCAAAGAUGUUCCCGUCUUUCUUCAGUCGUAAAGAAAGUGUUUUUGAGGCAAACGUUUCAGGAUUUUUCUCAAUAUAGUGGACUUCAAUGGUGCCUGUGAGUUUGAACUUCCAAAAUGCUGUUUAAAUGCAGCUUCAAAAGGCUCUAAACAAUCCCAGACAAAGAAGAAGGGUCUCAUCUAGUGAAACAAUCAGUUUUUUUUUUUUUUCUAAAAAUAAUACCAUUUAUAUACUUUUUAACUUCAAAUGCUCAUCUUGGUAGCUCUGCGUGAACAUUGCGGGUCAAUACAGUUAGGGAAUGUUGAAAAAUUCCCGACCCUGAAGUACCGACCCAGUGCUUACAAAGGGAACACGCAAGGAGGGUCAAAUACCCUUUACAAAAAAAAGGUAAAACAGCAAUGUAGGAUGGUUUUGAAGUUGGAGGAGAAAAUGAGAUGGGAGGUUUUCAACAUACCCUAACUGUCAUGAACCGGAAGACACAGAGUUCACGCAGAGCUAGACAAGAUGAACAUUUGAGGUUAAAAAGUAUAUAAAUUGUACAUUUUUUUUUUAGAAAAUAACCAAUAGUUUUGAUAGAUAAGACCCUUCUUUCUUGGCUGGCAUCAUUUAGAGCUACAUUUUGGAAGUUUAAACUUACGGGCACCAUUGAAGUCCACUGUAUGGAGAUAAUUUCUUUACGACUGAAGAAAGAAAGACAUGAACAUCUUGGAUGACAAGGGGGUGAGUACAUUCUCUGUAAAUUUUUGUGCUGGAAGUGAACUUCUCUAACAGCUCUAAUCCUCAUAACGUUUCAUUGUACGCUAUAUAAAAGAGCAGCAUGAACAUGAAAAAGAAAGUCAUAUUGAUUUGAAACAACAUGAGAGAGAGUAAAUAACAACAGAAUUGUCAUUUUUGGGUGAGCUGUCCCUUUAAGUUGGCAACUACGCAACAACUUCAAAGUAAACAGUAUGUGAAUAAGGUAUCAGGAAGAAAUACCCCACUGGAAGUGUGUCCUUCCUGUUUAACUGACUCUUGAGGUGUUAUGAGGGACGUUUUGACUUUACUUACUGCUCUGCAAUGGGAAUUUGUUUUCUCGAUAACCAUAAAGACAGACUACUCUUCACUUACUGCAUAUUUAACCAAACCUAGAGUGUUAUGUUAUGUUAUUCAGGAACAAAUGUCUAAUUCAUGAUUCAUGAAUGAAGGCAGCCCUUUAUUAAUAUCUCAAUGUGACGCUGUCAUUCCCUUCAGCUGAUACGCUCUUAAUGGAAACCCUCAGUGGGUUUUGUAGUAAUUGUUGGUCUCAUUGCAAAAUAGUUCGGUGACCAAGUGUUUCUCAGUCUUAAUUCAACAAUGGCAUCCAGCCAAUCAGAUUAGAGUAUUGGUGUGCUUUAAAAAUGAUCAACUGUCAAAUGUUAGGCCAGAAACAUACUCUAUAAUGAUGCUAACAAACCUCAGUACUCAAGGGGGCGACAGAGUCACCUUCAAAUAUCUGUGCCAUUCAAGUCAUUAUUCAGGUAACUAGCUAUAGGUGGUUUAACUUUUACUUACAAACUCAGCCAUGACGGUAGUUGACCUAAAAGAGAAAACUGGCUCAGUUAAUGCUAAAGCCUGCUAUAGUGCCCCUAGUGGUAACGCUGAGAAUGCAACACGUAUCUGAGUUGCAUUAUCAAUUGCAUUUGUCUCUAAAAUAGCUAGAGGCAUUUGCCUUCACCUACUCCUCUAGAGUAUGUUUCUGGCCUGUGUGAAUUCAACUCUUUCUGAAAGAAUGUGUUUGUAAGCGUGCAAGAGCAGCACUAGCGAAUCCCUGAGCCCUGCUCCUGGGUGCAUUUAUUCAUCACAUCCAAUUCAUCUGCUCUGGGUAUUUUUCUCAUCAUUUCAACAAUGGAUCGUCAAAUACACCAUUAAAAAAGAUUUCAUUUUUAUAUAAACGCGUCAGUGCCUUCCUGUCUUUAUUUUCAUUUCUGCUCUGGGAAAGUGUCUCUAAACUCACACAUUUAAGGG